GGAUUUUGGGGUGGGAAUGGGGAUUUCUGGGGGGAUCCAGGCACUUCCGGAUGGAUCCAUGGAUUUGGGGCUGGAUUUUUGGGAAGCAGGUGCAGCAGGAAAAGCGGGAAUGGCUGUGACAGCAGGGAGCACCGGGAGGGCUCUUCCUGCUGGGAAAACCUCUGGAUGCGGGAAUUUGGGGGCAGAAAUGGGGAUUUGGGGCUGGAUCCGGGGAUCUGGGGCUGGAUCCGGGGAUCUGGGGUGGAUCCAGGGAUUUGGGGUGGAUCCAGGGAUUUGGGGCUGGAUCCGGGAAUCUGGGGCUGGGUUUUUGGGAAGCAGAAGCGGCAGGAAAAGGCAGCAGGGAACGGCUGGGGCCGAGGGCAGCCGGGAAAAGCUCUGGAAGUUUGGGAAGGGGGGCGGUCCCGGGCUGCGGGGGUGGAUCCCGGCCGGAUCCCGGGAUUUUGGGGAACCGGGAAUGCGCUGACCUGGGCAGGCCGCGGCCGCCGCUCGGUGUCCGCAUGGGCCGCGGGCCGGGAAUCGCCGAUCCCGGCGGGAUCCGCUGUCCCCGGGAUCCCGGGAUCGUCCCGGGGCUCUCCCGGCUCCCGGGGCUGGGCCCGCAAUUCCCGAAUCCCGGCGGGGAGCGCCGGGCCCGGCCCGGAGCCGCUUCCAGCGGAGCGGGGGAUGCCGGGAUUUGGGAAUCAUCGCCGCUCCUCCUCCCCUUCCUCCUCCUCCUCCUCCUUUUCCUCUUCCUGCUUUUCCUGCUUUUCCUGUUUUUCCUUUUCCUGCUUUUCCUCCUCCCGCUUCUUCUGCUUUUCCUGCUUUUCCUUCUCAUUUUUCCUACUUUUUUCCCCCACCUCCUCCUCCUUUUUCCUACUUUUCCUCCUUUUCCUGUUUUUCCUGCUCUUACUUCUCCUCAUUUUCCUCCUUUUCCUUUUCCUCCUUUUCCCCCUUUUCCUGCUUUUCCUUCCCGGGAUUCCCAGCCCCAGAAAUUUGGGAUUUCUCCCUUCAACCCCAGCCCGGAAUUCCCGAGAAAAGUGGAUUUUUCCCCAGAAAAUUCCUUUUAAAACUCCCAAAAUCCAGCCGGGAGCCGAAACCCCCCGGGAUUUAAAGCGUCCCAUGCAUGGAUUCCAUAUUUUUCCCAAAAAAUCCCUUUCACUGGGCCCCAAAAUUCCCUUUCUUUUCCCAAAAUUCCCCUUUAAUUGGCCCUAA
This is a messenger RNA of Vidua macroura (Pin-tailed whydah), 1188 nucleotides long. RefSeq lists its product as uncharacterized. Lineage: Eukaryota; Metazoa; Chordata; Aves; Passeriformes; Viduidae. Bases 166 to 1188 code for a protein of 340 amino acids. The record is from RefSeq and is a predicted model, not a curated record. The transcript has 2 exons.